AUGGCAGGGUCUGAGAAAAAAGAAGUCAUUAUUGAAGAACGAGAUGGAAUCGGCAGAAUCACCCACCGCUGGCUGCACAACACCACCUCGCAAAAAAUAACCCCGGUGCGCCCAGCUCACCACAACACCCUUCCCACCCUCACCACCGCCCUCACAACCUCCACGACGACCGGGCUCGCCAACAUGCGUCAGAUCCUCUACGACGCCUUCCUGCCCAUCGGCUAUCCGGACUCGGUGACCCCAGACUACCUGGGCUACCAGACCUUUGACUCCCUCCAGGCCUUCUUCUCCACAAUCACCGGCCUCCUCGCCAACCGCGCCAUCCUCCAAGGCCUCGGCGUCGGCGACGCGGACUCGUCCGCCACCUACGCCCUCCUCCUGACCAUCCUCAAGGACGGCAUCUCCCGCGUCGCCACAAUCGUCUUUGCCUACCGCUUCGGCCUGGUCAUUGAGCCAGAGUGCAAGAGAUACCGCUUUCUCGCUGAUAUCUUCAACGACAGCGCCUUCUUCCUCGACCUCUUCAGCCCCUACUUUGACCCCUGGACCAAAGUCCUUGCCCUCGUCCUCGCCGAAGCCCUCCGCGCAAUGUGCGGCGUCGCCGCCGGCGCCAGCAAGGCCGCCCUCUCCAAGCACUUUGCCCGCCGCAACAACCUCAGCGAGCUCAACGCCAAGGAAGCCUCCCAGGAGACUGCCGUCGGUCUCGUCGGCCUGCUCGCGGGCUCUGUGAUUGUGCGCUACGUCGAGAGCCGAGAGGCCGUCUUCGCGCUCAUGGUCGCGCUCGUGUUUGUUCACCUCGGCAUGAACUAUCUCGGCGUCCGCUGCGUCCAGCUCAACGUCCUCAACCAGCAGCGCGCCACGAUCCUCUUCAAGCACUAUAUGCAGACGAAGCGCGUGCUCUCCCCCGCCCAGGUCGCUGCACGCGAGAACAUCAUCUUUUGGACGCCCAUUGUCAAGGACCAGCGCGGACAAGUCAUCACCAAGAUUGGCUUCGCCAAGAGCUACGCCCAUGCGAUGACCGCGGACCUCAAGAGCGCCCGCGUCCGCUUCGUUACGCCCACGUGGGAAGGCGGCCAGCAUCAGAAGUCUAUGGGGCGGCAAGGCCAGAAGGCCCUUCCGGGGUUUGUUCUCUGCAUCUGUGAGAGAGGAGACAUCGCCACCGUUAGGAUCCUGCUUCUAGGAGACCACUCCCUUGCCGAGGCCAACGACCUGUCCACCCUCACCGCGUGGUACUACGCCACCAUGCUCGCGCACGACAGAACUCUGGCGGCGAAAACUGGCACCCGGAAGCUUCUCCUGGGCGCCAUUUCCGUGGACGAGAUUGAGAUGGGCGACGGCGUCGAGAUGCUGGACUUGCAGGCGCUCGAGGAGGCGGGCUGGGAUGUCAAGGAGGCCAACCUGGACGCCUUUGCUCCGCGUAUCAGCAGCAGUGGAGUCGAGGAGAAGAAGAAGGAGCUGUAG
This is a messenger RNA of Colletotrichum orchidophilum, 1458 nucleotides long. RefSeq lists its product as uncharacterized. The transcript has a single exon. NCBI's taxonomy places the organism in Eukaryota, Fungi, Ascomycota, Sordariomycetes, Glomerellales, Glomerellaceae. The record is from RefSeq and is a predicted model, not a curated record. The coding region runs from base 1 to 1458 and encodes 485 amino acids.